AUGGACGUCGUGGGACGGGCGAAGACGACCGCGCGGUCGUCGUCGACGUCGAGCGCGCGCGACCGUGAUCGCGCGCUCGAACGCGCGCGAUGUCGACGACGACGACGGUCGAGCGCGGCGGCGACGACGGUGGAAUCGGUCGAGCUCUUGGACGGAGUGGUUGACGAGCGAACGAGGACGACGGAGACGACGGAGACGACGACGAUGGAACGGGUGAAGAGUCGAAGGUCAACGCUCGCGAUGUUCAGCGCGAUGGUGCCGAUCGCGAUGGCGACGGAGGCGAUGGCGGCGACGGACGGGGCGAGCGCGCUCGACGCGGAGCGCGCGUUUGAGCAGACGUUUCCGACUCUGUUUCGACCAUUCCUAGGCGAGGGAUACAGGGAAACGAGGAAGCGGGAGAUCGUUCCGAACGUUUUGUGGGCGUUAGAACAAAACAUCGAGCUCGGACCGCUGGAGACGGUCAUUCGAUGCGUGGUGAUUAGGUUGAGAGACGGCACGUUGUGGGUGCACGCGCCGCUGGCGCCGACGGAGGAGUUUUUUAAAAUGGUAGAAUCGUGCGGAGAGGGCGGUGCGAGCGCGGUCGCGCACGUCGUCGUCCCCACGUACGCGCUUGAGCAUAAAAUCUACACCAAGGACGCGCUCAAGAGGUGGAAGUCGGCCACGCUCGCGACGGCGCCGGGGCAGUUCACGUUUCCUUUCAGAGACGUUUCGGACGGCGUCGUGUUCGGUAAGCGCGUUGAUUACGUCCUGGAGGGGAAUGAUCUUACGUCCAGUGCACCGUGGAAGGAUGAGAUUGAAUUCGAGACCCUUCGCGCGGGCGCUUUCGACGUCGGCGCGAACUCGCAGAUCAUUUACGAGACGGCGUUCUUCCACAAGGCGAGUAAGACGCUCGUCGUCACCGACGCCUUGGCACAAAUUCCGAUCGAACCGCCCGAGUCGAAUUCAGUAGAUAAGUUAUUAGUCGUCUCUCAGCGUUCGACCGCGGAUUCCGUGCCCGAGGACACGCGAGAGGCGAGACAGAUUGGUUGGGAGAAGACGGCGCUCUUGGUGAACUACUUUUUCCCCGAGCACGAGGAGCUCGAUCCGAGCCACCCGGGCGUGGUGAUUUGGACCGACGGUUGGCACGAAAACUUUCAGGCGUUGGCAGGACGAUUACUCGUACCUCCGGUCGUGCGCACGCUUCUGUACGCGCAAGACCCGAGCUCGGUGAAAGAUUGGGUGCGUCGAGUCGCCGUUCGCUGGGAUCCCGAGCGCGUCGUUCCGGCGCAUUGGGAAGCUCCCGUGGCGAUCGAUCGCGAGCGUUUCGAGCGUUGUUUCGCGUUUUUGGACGACGAAUCCAUCGAUGCGUUCAAUCCACGCGAUCUCGAGCGCGGUCUCACCCCGGUCGCGAACGCCGCGUUGAAGAGAAAGUAG
Molecule: messenger RNA, 1413 nt
Organism: Ostreococcus tauri
Lineage: Eukaryota; Viridiplantae; Chlorophyta; Mamiellophyceae; Mamiellales; Bathycoccaceae
Product: Protein of unknown function DUF4336
Exons: 1
Coding region: 1-1413 (470 amino acids)
Source: RefSeq, a predicted model, not a curated record